Molecule: messenger RNA, 2538 nt
Organism: Paramecium pentaurelia
Lineage: Eukaryota; Ciliophora; Oligohymenophorea; Peniculida; Parameciidae
Source: the annotation of a GenBank genome assembly
AUGAUUAGUGAAUACUAAUAGUACUCAUAACCUAUUUGUGUGCUCACAAAUUCAGCUUUUUAAACAGCUAUUUAGGAAGGACAGGUAGAUAAUUUAAAAGGAUAUUAAUAAUUUAAAUCAGUUGAAGAAUAUUAAGACCUUGUAUUUCCACUGCUUUAGAAUGAAAAUUAUCGUUCAUUAAAAAGGGAAUAAUUUAGAUUUCUAAAAAAUUUACAAGAUAGUGAUUAAUUUCCCCUUGUUUUUGAAGUUAUACUCAAUGAAGAUGCAGAUCCUAAUAGAGAGGAUGGUAUCAUAUUUGAUGUGUUGAGGGAAUUGGAACAAAUGAAUAAUGAAUAAUCUGAUGACAAUGAAUUUUGGAAAUAUAAUCAUUAUGCACAAUAUUUAAUUUUUAAACAAUCAUAACAAUAUUUUGGAGCUAUUUACACUAGGAAUCCAAAUAAACCAAAUGAUUACUUUACGUCUUUAGCUAUAUAUUAAAAGAAAAAAGAUGAAAUUUAAUUAAUAUUGCCCUAUACAAAAGAAGUGAAGAAAUUGCUUAAUUUUGAAAACAUAUUUACUACUAAUGAAAAGUUAAACCAUUAUAAAAAUGUUUGCAUCGAAAAUCAAAAAAAAUAGAAGUAUAAAUCCUCUUUUAUUUGGGAUUAAAAAUUGCUUAUUUAUUUCAUACCAAUAAGUCCUUUAAGUUCAUAUUUGAAUGAAACAGAAACUAUUUUUAAUCUCUCUCAAUGUCCAUUCUAUAAAUUAUUAUUGAGUCCAUGUUAAUAAUUAAAUCUUGUUAAUGCUUCAGAUUUUAGUUAAAGAGCACGGAUACAAUAAUAAUUAUACUUUUAAAAUUAGAUAUUUACUAGAUAAUUCAAUGAAAAUUAAUUAAAUUCAAUUAGACAUGCCUUAGAUUUUACAAAAAGAGUAUAAUAUUUAUUAAUUAUCUUUAUAGUUUACAAUCAUUAAAGGACCUCCAGGAACAGGUAAAACACAAACCAUUAUAGGUAUUAUUUCCAUAAUGUCAGAAUUAUUAAUAAGAUCUGAUAAUAAUUCUCAAGGAGGUAUUUUGUUAUUAGCAAAAUCAAAUAGUGUUGUCAAUGAUUUAAUUAGAAAAAUUCAGAAGAAUAUUGAAGAAGAAAAUUCAAUUAUCUAUUGUUUUAACAAAAAGCCUAAUAAAUUAAAAGUGCUUCGUUUUGGAAGACCAGAAAAAUGUGACAAGGAUAUAAUAAGAUUGAGCUUAGAAAUAAGAUCUUAACAUCAUUUUUUUUAUUUCAAAACUAAGAAAAAUUUUAAAGAAUUAGAAGAUAAAUGUAUAACAUCUGAAAUAAAAUUAAUAAUGAGGCAAAAUGGCCUAAAAGAGUUUGGAGUUUAUCUAUAAGAGACAGGUUAAUAAAGUAAUCUCAUAACUUUAUUGAGUUAUAUUGAAGAACUUAAUUUUAGAACACGCAAUUAGAAAAUCUUGGAAGCAUACGGAAAUUUAUAUAGUUAAUGGUCUUAAUUAAUUAAAAAUGAAAAGAAAGUUUAUGAAGAGAUAGAAUAAGAUUACUUAGAAUAAGUAUUAAAAUAUAAUUAAUUAUUUAGUGUCAUAUUAUUGUUACAACUCUUAAUAGUUGUUCUAAACUUUGUUUGGAAAAGUAUUUCGAAAAAGUAAAACUUAGAAUGUGUAUUGUUGAUGAAGCACCAACUGCAUUAGAACCUUCUUUGUUAAUACCAUUUGUAAAAUAUAAAUUCAUUGAUAAAAUUGUAUUAUUGGGAGAUAUUAAUUAACUCAAUCCAAUAGUUAUUGCAAAAGAAUCAAAUGAAUUGGGUUAUAAUAGAUCUUUGUUUUAGAGAUUAGCUAAAGGAUUAAAAUAAGAUACAUUAAAACUGAUAGAAUAAUAUAGAUAAAUGCCAAAUCUUGCAUAAAUUACAUCAUAAUUCUUUUAUAAAAAUUAAUUGAGAAAUGGAAUCCAAAAUAUGUAAUUUCCUGAUUGGAUUUCAUAUAAGGUAUCUAAUAAUCGCAAUAGACUUUUUUUCAGUGCUCCUGCAUUUACAGAAAGUGAUGAAGAAACUAGUAAAAGAAAUGAUUUAGAAUGCUUAGCCAUAAUAAAACUAACUAAAUAUUUAUUAAAUGGUUCAACCUUACCUCAAAAUCAUUAAAAACCAAUUACUAUUAUAAGUGCUUAUAGAGCUUAAACUGAGAAUAUAUAAAAAAAAUUAAGAUAAGAGACUUUUUAAUUUAAUUAACCAGAAGAUAAUGUAAGAAAUUUAUUAGAUUAUGUUGAAUUAGACACUGUAGAUUCAUUUCAAGGUAAAGAAAAUGAAAUAAUAAUUCUAUCACUUGUACGAUCAAAUGAUAAAUAAGGUUUUUUAAAAGAUAAGAAGAGAGCAAAUGUAGCAUUGUCUAGAGCAAAAUAUUGUUAAUUUAUUUUUGGAACUAGUCGUACUAUGAGGUAGGAUUUAAAGAAUUGGAAUAGAAUACUUAAGAUAUUGAGAGAACAAAAUGAAAUUAUUAAUUAUAAUUAGGAAUCGCUUACAAAUCCUAACUUUUUUAGGAGAGAAUUAAUGAAUGAAUGA